UUAAACAUUUAUUGUGCCUACUAUGUGCCAGGCAUAAUGCUAAGGCUAAAUUUUUAAAAGGCACAGAGAUAAUCCCUGCCCUCAGGAAGUUUACAAUCUGGGGGGGGGGGGGAUAAAUGGGAAAUAAUCAAGUGACAAAGCACUGGAAUGAAAGGUGUAGAAAGGCUUCCUGUAGGAGGUGGGAGUUUAGUUGGGACUUGAAGUCUGAGGAGAGGAGGUCAGAAGCAGGGAGCGCAUUUUAGGUAUUGGGGACCCUUACUGAAGUGGGAAAAUUUGUCUAACUCUUCUUGGACUAGGCUGCUGCCGGGUUGGUCGUCUUUCUGGCCUUGGGGGGGAAGCGCCUGCCAGCAGAGGGCACUGUUUCCGUCUUCCUCUCUCGGGAAAGGCACAAGCCUUUGCUGGGGGUUUUCUCUCUUUCUCUCCUCUCCCUCUCCCUCUUCCUCCCUCUCUUCCCCCUCCCACUCCGCCUUCGCGCUCGCUCGCCUUCGGCCUCACAUCCGGGUCUGGCGCUGCUGCUGCCGUCGCUGUUGCUGCCGUUGCUGCGACCGCUGUCAGUGUUAGUGCUGGCACGUCCGCGGCGGGGUUGGAGCGCAGUAAAUGGCGGCGGAGGGAGGCGGAGCGGUAACCGCACUCAGCCCGGCGCCCCCAGAAACUUUAGCUUAAAAGCCCCACAACUUUCUCCCGGUUGCAGCCGCUCCUCGUGGGGGUUGACCCCGAAAGGGUGGGCGGAAGAGGAAGCUAGGCGGGAAGUCGAGUGAGGAGCAGGGGGAGGGAAGAAGAGGGGGCGGCUCGAACCCGCGGCGGAGGCGGCUGCUCGGAGAGGUCGCCUUUGCCUCGCGGCGCCGCUGUAGGUCCCGGAGCCCGAGCUUGGGCCUCGCGCCUCGGAACCGACCCUGGAGUCGGGCUAGAAGGAGCUUCCUCCUCGAAAGGUGGGCGCGUCUCCGGCGCCCCAGCCCUGUUGCUUGUGUCCCGGCCGGCCGGCGGCGGGGAGAGGGGGAAGUAGACCAGGUCUCUGGCCAGACCAGAACCGGCGUGCGUGCGUGCCUCCGAGUCGUGGCUAGGGCGGUGGUGUAGGGGGGCUGCCUGGCGGCCGGCCCAGGCUCUAUCUCCCUGCUACUGAGUUCGAGGGGUUCCGGAGAAAAGCCGGGCCCCAGGCCCCGCCGCCCCGGGGUCGCGGGGCGGGGCGGCGGUGAGGAGCGAGGGAAGGGGGGUGGGGAAGAAGAUGGAGGGAUUAACGCUGAGCGAUGCAGAGCAGAAAUACUACUCCGAUCUCUUCUCCUACUGCGACAUCGAGAGCACCAAGAAGGUGGCGUCCAACGGGAGGGUGGUGGAGCUGUUCCGGGCCGCGCAGCUCCCCAACGAGGUGGUCUUACAGAUUAUGGAACUUUGUGGUGCAACAAGACUUGGCUAUUUUGGAAGAAGUCAAUUCUAUAUUGCUUUAAAACUUGUAGCUGUGGCCCAGUCUGGUCUCCCAUUAAGAGUGGAAAGCAUAAAUACGGUAAAGGAUCUCCCCCUGCCCAGAUUUGGAGCUUCAAAGAAUGAACAAGAAUCUCGGCACACAACUUCAUAUUCUUCAGAUGCUGAAAAUCAAGGAUCCUAUUCAGGUGUUAUUCCUCCACCACCUGGUAGGGUACAAGUCAAAAAGGGCUCUGUAAGCCAUGAUACUGUCCAGUCACGUUCCUCCACAGAACAACAGGAAUCCAUAUCUCCAGUAGUUUCACCCCAGCAGUCCCCUCCAACUUCUCCACACACCUGGAGGAAACACAACCGCCAUCCCAGUGGAGGAAAUAAUGAACGUCCCCUUGCUGGACCUGGACCUUUUUGGUCACCAUUUACUGAAGCACAAACAGGUUCCUCAGCUGGCGAUACCAUGUGGUCUGGUCAUUCUCCACCUCCACCUCAAGAAAACUGGGUCAGUUUUGCAGAUACUCCACCAACCAGUACUCUUUUAGCCAUGCAUCCUGCUUCUGUCCAGGACCAGACAACAGUCCGAACUGUAGCAUCUGCUACAACUGCCAAUGAAAUUCGUAGGCAAUCCAGUAGUUAUGAUGAUCCCUGGAAAAUAACAGAUGAACAAAGACAGUAUUAUGUAAAUCAGUUUAAAACCAUUCAACCUGAUCUAAACGGAUUUAUUCCAGGAUCUGCAGCUAAAGAGUUUUUUACAAAAUCAAAACUACCUAUUCUUGAACUUUCUCAUAUUUGGGAACUCUCAGACUUUGAUAAAGAUGGCGCUUUGACACUGGAUGAAUUUUGUGCUGCUUUUCAUCUGGUAGUUGCUAGGAAGAAUGGUUAUGACUUACCUGAAAAACUACCUGAAAGCUUAAUGCCCAAACUGAUUGAUUUGGAAGAUUCAGCAGAUGUCGGAGAUCAGUCAGGUGAGGUAGGUUACUCAGGGUCUCCUGCAGAAGCACCUCCAAGCAAGUCACCAUCAAUGCCAUCAUUAAACCAGACCUGGCCAGAACUGAAUCAGAGCAGUGAGCAGUGGGAGACAUUUAGUGAACGCUCUUCAAGCUCACAAACUCUGACCCAAUUUGAUUCUAACAUUGCACCAGCUGAUCCUGAUACUGCUAUUGUUCAUCCAGUUCCCAUUCGAAUGACUCCAAGCAAAAUACACAUGCAGGAAAUGGAACUUAAAAGAACUGGAAGUGAUCACACUAAUCCCACUAGCCCAUUACUUGUGAAACCACCUGAUCUUUCAGAGGAAAAUAAGAUAAAUUCAUCAGUGAAAUUUGUUUCUGGAAAUACAGUUGCAGAUGGUUACAGUAGUUCAGACUCUUUUACCUCUGAUCCAGAGCAGAUUGGAAACACUGUAACUCGGCAACGGUCACAUUCAGGAACCUCUCCAGAUAACACUGCACCUCCUCCCCCACCUCCAAGACCUCAUCAAUCCCACUCUAGAUCCUCAUCUUUAGAUAUGAAUAGAACCUUUACAGUUACAACAGGACAACAACAGGCUGGAGUUGUUGCCCAUCCUCCUGCAGUGCCUCCAAGACCACAGCCUUCACAGGCUCCAGGUCCUCAUGUGCAUCGCCCAGUGGAUGCUGAAGGCCUAAUAACUCACACUAGUACCUCACCUCAACAGAUACCAGAGCAACCAAAUUUUGCAGAUUUCAGCCAAUUUGAAGUAUUUGCUGCAUCUAGUGUAAAUGAAGAACAUGAUGAUGAAGCUGAGAAGCAUCCAGAAGUCUUGCAGGUUGAAAAAUCUUCUGAACCUUCAGCUUCUCUUAGAGUUGCCAAAACAGAUGGAAGAGUUGAGGAAAAGACAGCUGCUAGUGCUCCUGCCAAUGCGGGCAAAGGCACAACACCUCUUGCUCCACCUCCUAAGCCUAUUCGUAGAAGAUUAAAAUCAGAGGAUGAACUAAGACCAGAAGUUGAUGAACAUUCACAAAAGACAGGUGUCUUAGCUGCCGUUCUAGCUUCACAGCCUUCUAUACCUAGAUCAGUUGGGAAGGAUAAGAAAGCUAUUCAGGCAUCAAUUAGACGCAAUAAGGAAACCAACACAGUUUUGGCCAGAUUGAAUAGUGAAUUGCAGCAACAAUUAAAGGAUGUUCUUGAAGAGAGAAUUUCCUUGGAAGUUCAACUGGAACAGCUUCGGCCAUUCUCUCACCUAUAAGCCAAUUGCCGUUAACUGUGAACAUAUUCAUUUUUAAUGGGGUAUUGGGCUCUCUCUAAGCCAGUUUGAAGACCAGACAUUUAGCUCACUGCUCUCUAUUCAACAUUAAGUAUUGUGGUUGUUUUGUCCUGUAUGUUCACCAUUGUAUUUAAGGUUUUUUUUGUUUUUUGUUUUUUAAUUUCAACAAUAAAGAGGGCCAGGAUGACCUUUUUCUGAAAGGAAUGUUGUAUUUGUUGCCACUCCCAAACCUUGUUGACCCCCUGACAUAAGGAGUAUGUGAUAUUGGUCCCUUGUAUUAUGUUUAAGUGGCCAAAACUUUAAACUGGAAUUUAUGUACAUAACGGGCUUCUCAGCUGCAUGUCAAGCACUGUCCACAGAAAUGUCUUUAGAAAAGGUAAAACAGUAAAGUGUAAUGACUCCUAGAGUUAACUCUCUGGGUUUCAUUCUUUGCAUAUCAUACAUUUAUUUUUAAAGUAGGUCACAAAAACAGACUCCCUUCAUAGUCUCUAAAAUUGACAGUACUGUAGUAGGCAAAGCAUUCUUUGCUUACAUAUUAGGUACAGAAAAAGCAGCCCGUUUCUUUGCAAUAAACCAAAUCAUUCAGGGUGCCACAGAGUCUUCGCAGGCUGCCUUGCCAUAUCAACCAAGUUGUCAUAUUUCAUAGUUUCUUAAUAACCCUUCAGAGUGUAGCUAAAAAUCACCUGUCAAGUUUUUCCAUACAUUUUUGAUUUAGCAGAAUUCAUGCAAACAACUAUGAUGUAGGGAACCUAGUGGUCCUUUCUCAACUCACUUCUACAGAAAAAAAAGGCAUGGGGGGGAUUUUUUUUAUCCCUAACAGAGAUUAAAUCUACCCCCACCCCCACCCCCUGGCCAUCACUUCUAUCUGCAUGUUCCACACACUUAUCUUUUAAUAAUUCAUAUCCACCAGUCUUUACUGUAACAGGUUGUCAUAUAUUGUGUGUCAAUACCUCUAUGAACUUUAAUUCCAACAAAAUACUUAGGAUUUCUGGGUUACUGUCUGUCAUCUUGUCAUUAGGCCUUAUUCUUUGGGCAUACAGACAGGCUUUACACCAUUAACAGAGUUCCCUGAGUGUAUUCUACUAUUCAGGUUGAUGUACUGUAUUAGGAUUUGUUGUAUAUUGUAUGAUACAUGCCUUUUGAUCUCAUGUGUAAAUUUGCUUUAAUUGCUGACUAACAGCAGAUAAUCUAUUUAAUGGCUUAUUCUGGCUGUGGGAUCAUAGAUGUUAAACUGCAUGGAUGUAUCUCAGCAGAAUCAGAACUAGCAAAUGUGUGAUUUUUACACCAAUAAAACAGCACAAUAUUUUCA
Molecule: messenger RNA, 4940 nt
Organism: Monodelphis domestica (gray short-tailed opossum)
Lineage: Eukaryota; Metazoa; Chordata; Mammalia; Didelphimorphia; Didelphidae
Gene: REPS1
Product: RALBP1 associated Eps domain containing 1
Biological process (GO): endosomal transport; endocytosis
Cellular component (GO): cytoplasm; plasma membrane
Molecular function (GO): protein binding; calcium ion binding
Source: RefSeq, a predicted model, not a curated record